AUGAGCUCAAACACUUCCAGAGGCUGCAAUACUACUGACAAUGCAUCAAUUGGACUACCAUCUACCAUGAGCUCAACAAACCUUCGGUCAUUGGCAUCUCCAAUUUUCCUUCGCAAUGCUUCAGACAAUGAUGACACUGCUUCUUCUGCUGCAUAUCCUCCUUCCGAGCAAAAGAAGCGCUUAGCUGCCAUUCUUCAUGAAGCUCUUGAAAUUGUGUGCUGUGACAACAUUGUUUUCGAAACAAGCCACCCUGAGCUUUACCGCCCAGCCAACACGUCUGAAAGAACAUACGAAUAA
Cylindrotheca closterium is the source of this 297-nucleotide messenger RNA. The record is from the annotation of a GenBank genome assembly. Lineage: Eukaryota; Bacillariophyta; Bacillariophyceae; Bacillariales; Bacillariaceae.